AUUUGUGGUUUAUUUUAUUUUAUUUAUUUCGUGGGAAAAAAGAGAAUAAAUAAACAAAUCUUGUUAUUUUCUUUCGAUAAGUAUUUAUUUUUAUAAUUUGUCAUUAAAAGAAUAUGUAAGAUAUAAUUUUUGUUUUAAAAAUUUGAACCAACUAGAUGAAAUCUCAUUUCGUAGGUAAUGAGAAAAUUAAAAAUAUUCAAUUCUUAUUUAUUUUUUGACUGAUGGUCAAAGUUUGGAUAUAAAAAAAAAAGAAUUUGAAUUAUUUAGUAAGCUAUGUCUACUAAUCAACCUUGGACAGGAGAUGCUAUUGAUGUAGCUCUGGCUGCUGAUUUUGAAGGUAGCUUGUCAUGUUUAGGUAUUGAACUUGGAACUGAAAAUUAUGACAUGAGUGCACCACUACAUUCUUUGAUCCAGAGUGUGUCUAAUGGUGAUUAUACUGGAUCUCAUGAAAAUGGGUGUCGUCAUAGUUCUUCUGUACCUGAUCUCAGAACGACUGGCUCGCCAACUGUCUCAGCAGUUUCUGUGUUAAGUCCAAGUAUGUUAAGCCAGAUGUUACAGAUCUCUGAACCUUCACCUCCCUUUAUAAUUAGAGACUUAUCUCCGAACUUAAAAAAUACUGGUUUUCAGUAUGUUUUAGGUGCAGCAACAUCGAUAGCUACAAAAGUAAAUGAAGAAACAAUGACAUACUUAAAUCAAGGACAAUCAUAUGAAAUCAAGUUGAAGAAAUUGGGAGAUCUUACAGAAAUGAGAGGCAAACUUUUGAAGAGUAUUAUUCGUGUGGGUUUCCAAGAAAGAAGACUACAAUAUUCUGAAAAAGAACAAAUUGCUCAAUGGCAGAAACAAAGAGUUGGAGAACGAAUUCUUGAAAUUGAUAUUCCCUUUUCUUAUGGACUGUAUGAUGUAAAACAUGAUCCUAACAAUAUUCAUAUAUGUGAAUUUUUGUGGGAUCCAACUGCAGAGUCUGGUGUUUUUAUUAAGCUAAACUGCAUCAGUACAGAAUUCACUCCCAAGAAACAUGGUGGUGAAAAAGGAGCUCCAUUUAGAAUACAAAUAGAAACGUUUUCUGAUAAUGAAAAUUAUACUCAACGAUUACAUGUUGCAUCCUGCCAAGUCAAAGUUUUUAAGCCAAAAGGAGCUGACAGAAAACAUAAAACAGACAGAGAAAAGAUGAGCAAAAGGCCUCAGUCAGAACAGGAAAAAUACAAAACUUCGUAUGACUGUACUGUAUUUUCAGAAUGUGCAGCUGAUUCAUUAUAUGUUACUGUUUCACCAUCAUCUGUUGUUCCUUCCUCACCUUCUUUGACCUGCUCUAAGCCAAGUUCAAGUUUUUCAUCUAAACUCUCCUCUCCAGAUAUUAAAAUACCUCAUAAUUCAUUCUUACAGAGUUCUAAAUCUGAAAUAUCCAAAAGUGAUUCCAUUGAUCAUUCAGAUCUGUCCAGCCAUUCUGUAGAAAAAUCACCUUCCAGUGACAACUUGGAAAUGUGUCCUGAUAUUUCAGUGAAAAAGGAAAAUGAUCUUUUAGCUCAAUCUGCACAAAUGCUAACCAAACAGGACCCAGAUUUAUUAACUAUUAAUUCAUCUGCAACGGCAACUUCCAAUUGGUUAAAACGAAACAUGUUUUCAGAUUUUGUUGAAACUUUUCAACAUUAUCAAGGAAUAGACAUGCUACGACUGAGUCAAGAUGAUUGUAUAAAAAUUUGUGGUCUUACAGAUGGUCUGAGGUUAUUUAAUACAUUACAAAACAGGCCAAUAAUGCCCAAGAAGGUUAUCUAUGCAAGAUAUCCUAAUGAAAAAGUGUACAGAGCUGUUUAUGUGCAUGAGCUGAGUGUGUCCUACUUAACUGCAAAAUUAUCUGUGUUAUUUGAUAUCCGUCUAAAGAGUAUACAAGAAAUACAAAUACGAACUGGCACAACUGCAAGUUUUUUCGUUACUGAUGAGGUUGUGAUAAAUAUACCACAUCAAACUUUAUUUGUCCUUGACAUUCUCUAUCUCAAUGAUUCUAAAGACAGAUGCAUUCUGUUGCUGAAUCCUGUAAAUGAGUUAUAACAUUUGCUAGUGCAUCUGUGGCUUUGUUAUGUUGGCUCAUACUCUGCAAAUCGAGAAUAUUGUAAUGUUUUGUGUUAAUUUAUAAGAGUAUAAAAUACAAAUACAUUUUAUUGUACAUAAAUUUUAAAUCAUAUCACAUUUAAGACUUUAUGACUUCAUGUGAAUUUUUAUAGUAUCUUUUUUUAUUAUUUCAUGUUCAAAUCUGUUUUGUUGAUAUCAUUUGCUAUUUCUGACGCAUAGAGAUACUAUGUGG
Messenger RNA from Argiope bruennichi, 2299 nucleotides. RefSeq names its product transcription factor CP2-like. Lineage: Eukaryota; Metazoa; Arthropoda; Arachnida; Araneae; Araneidae. The record is from RefSeq and is a predicted model, not a curated record. Gene Ontology annotation, biological process: regulation of transcription by RNA polymerase II. Gene Ontology annotation, molecular function: RNA polymerase II cis-regulatory region sequence-specific DNA binding; DNA-binding transcription activator activity, RNA polymerase II-specific. The transcript has 19 exons. Gene Ontology annotation, cellular component: nucleus. Bases 274 to 2046 code for a protein of 590 amino acids.